Limulus polyphemus (Atlantic horseshoe crab) is the source of this 437-nucleotide messenger RNA. Its product is annotated as putative elongator complex protein 1. NCBI's taxonomy places the organism in Eukaryota, Metazoa, Arthropoda, Merostomata, Xiphosura, Limulidae. Bases 104 to 412 code for a protein of 102 amino acids. Gene Ontology annotation, biological process: tRNA wobble base 5-methoxycarbonylmethyl-2-thiouridinylation. The transcript has 4 exons. Gene Ontology annotation, molecular function: tRNA binding. The record is from RefSeq and is a predicted model, not a curated record. Gene Ontology annotation, cellular component: cytosol; elongator holoenzyme complex.
UAUAUCUUAUUUAGAGCAAACAGUUGAUUAAACUUACUUUUAGAAUUAAAAUUAUUUUUAGACAUUUUCUAUCUUCAGCCUUUGUUUUGGACAAGCUUUGGAAAUGAUGAGAAAGCAUAGAAUCGAUACUAAUCUCCUGUAUGAUCAUAAUCCACAAGUUUUUCUGGAGAAUACAUGGAUGUUUGUGGAACAAAUUGAUGACAUUUCCAGGAUCAACUUGUUUCUUAUGGAUUUAAAGGAGGACGAUAUCACCAAAACGAUGUAUAGUAGUGCCUACCAUCACAAAGAGCAAGCCAAUUACAUUCCACCUAGUGGAAACAAAGUGAACAUUGUAUGUGAUGCUGUAAGAUUAGCUUUGGAGAAAGCAGAAAGUAAUUGCUGUGCCUGGCAAACAUUAUUGAAGUUACAAUGACACGGCACAUGUGCACUCAUGUUAC